AUGGAAAAAGGUGUUAUGUGUGGAAAGAGUUUCACACAUAAAAAAGACCUUAAUUCCCACAUCAACCGUCACACUGGAGAGAAGCCAUUCUCAUGUGAUCAGUGUGGAAAGAGUUUCCAACAUAAAGUAACCCUUAAUUCCCACACAAAGAAAGAACACUCAGGAGAGAACGGUUUUAUAUGUCAUCAGUAUGGAGAGAGUUUCAGUUGUAAACGAAACCUCAAAACUCAUGAAAGACUUCACACUACAGAGAAGCAAUUUACCUGCAAACAGUGUGGGAAGAGCUUCUCAAAUAAACCACACCUUGACUCCCACAUGACAAGUCACACUGCAGAAAAGCCUUUUACCUGCAAACAGUGUGGAAAGAGCUUCUUAUAUAAAGCAAACCUUGAUUCCCAUAUGAGAAGUCACACUGGAGAGAAGCCUUUUACCUGCAAUCAGUGUGGGAAUAGCUUCUCACAGAAAGGAAAUCUUAAGUCGCAUAUGAGAAUUCACACUGGAGAGAAGCCGUUUCCAUGUGAUCAGUGUGGAAAAAAUUUCAGACAUAAAGCAACCCUUGAUUCACAUAUGAAAAUUCACACUGGAGAGAGUUCUUACACCUGCAAACUGUGUGGAAAGAGCUUCUUAUAUAAAACAAACCUUGAGUCCCACAUGAGAAGUCACACAGGAGAGAGGCCUUUUACCUGCAAACUGUGUGAAAAGAGCUUCUCACUAAAAGGAAACCUUACAGCUCACAUGAAAACUCACACAGGAGAGAAGCCAUUCAUGUGUGUUCAGUGUAGAAAAUGUUUUACACGUGAAAAAACCCUUACUUACCACAUGAAGCUUCACUCAAGCGAGAACUCUUUUAAUUGUCAGCAGUGUGGAAAGAGAUUCCCAGACAAGAGACGCCUUAGCUGGCACUUAAAAAUUCACUCCCAAGAGACGUCUUUCACAUGCCAUGACUGUGGAAAGAGUUUCAGUUUUAAAGGAAACCUGAAGACUCACAUGAGAAUUCACACUGGAGAGAAACCUUUCACCUGCACUGAGUGUGGAAAGAGUUUCAGUCAGAAAAUAAGCCUUCAGAUUCACACAAGGCUUCACACUGGAGCGAAACCUUUCAUGUGUCUUCAGUGUAAGAAGAGUUUCUCAUUCAAAAGAGACCUGAAACGUCAUUUGCAAAGACAUUCUGGAAAGAAAUUCCAGUGCUCUGCGAGUGGAAAGAGACUUAGAAAAAGGAACAGUUUAAAAAAUCCACUGCACAUUUACUCUGGACGAAGACAGUUUAAUUGUGACCAGUGUGAUAAAAAAUUUAUUUUGCCAUCACAUUUACAGAUACACCUGAAAAGUCAUGCAGAUGUGAGACCAUAUUUGUGUUUUUCAUGUGGAAAGCGUUUUAAAUGGCUUGGCAGUUUAAAAUGGCACCAGAAAAUACGUAUCUGUGUGAAACUAAAGCUGCGUUCACACUGCAGCUGAAUGUGGCCCAAAUCUGAUUUGCGUGCUUCACCUCUGUAUAAUUUGCACUUUUUUGGCUUUUUAUUUUUUUUUUUACAUAUGAAGGCCUGUGGCCGCACCUGAGCAUCUGCUUUGCUAUAGUUCAGUUGUUCUCAAUUCUUUCUUGUCGUUUGUGAAUAUGGAAAUACUCUUUGAAACUUUGUAGAUUUUUGCAUUCACAAAUUAAUAUUAAAUGCCAUUAUUAUUAUAAGUGUCAUU
Onychostoma macrolepis is the source of this 1692-nucleotide messenger RNA. RefSeq names its product gastrula zinc finger protein XlCGF57.1-like. Lineage: Eukaryota; Metazoa; Chordata; Actinopteri; Cypriniformes; Cyprinidae. The coding region runs from base 1 to 1455 and encodes 484 amino acids. The transcript is spliced from 2 exons. The record is from RefSeq and is a predicted model, not a curated record.